Molecule: messenger RNA, 5738 nt
Organism: Hyposmocoma kahamanoa
Lineage: Eukaryota; Metazoa; Arthropoda; Insecta; Lepidoptera; Cosmopterigidae
Gene: AGO1
Product: protein argonaute-2
Exons: 14
Coding region: 110-2872 (920 amino acids)
Molecular function (GO): protein binding; RNA binding
Source: RefSeq, a predicted model, not a curated record
CAGUCCAAUUUAUCCACAUCAAUUUUGAUCACAUUGUGGCAAAUUCUACACGAAAAUCUUGAAAAAAUCUUUAAUUUUUAACUUUUCGUUCAUUUUAUUGCAUAACAAGAUGUACCCCGUUGGUCAACCUCCAGCGGGGGAGACCAGUGCUGGUGCUGUAGGAGUACCAAGUGUGGUGAGUGCAGCAGCGGGCACGACGGGCACAGCUCCUGGUGCACCCAGCACCGCCCCCACGACAGGCGCGUCUCCUGCCAAUGUGUCUAGUGGUCAGGGUGCCGUGUCCCUCGUGUCACCAGCCGCCGCUCCGCCGCCAGAGCUCCCCGUGCUGACAUGCCCGCGACGCCCCAACCUCGGCCAUGAAGGCAGACCUAUUAUGCUUAGAGCCAAUCAUUUCCAAAUAUCUAUGCCAAGAGGUUUUGUUCAUCACUACGAUGUUAAUAUACAGCCUGAUAAAUGCCCCCGAAAGGUGAAUAGAGAAAUUGUAGAGACAAUGGUAAAUUGUUACAAUAAGAUAUUUGGUGCCCUCAAGCCUGUGUUUGACGGUAGGAAUAACCUGUACACAAGAGAUCCACUGCCCAUUGGCAAUGAUAGAGUGGAACUUGAAGUGAUCUUGCCUGGUGAGGGAAAGGACAGAGUUUUCCGUGUCACAAUCAAAUGGGUGGCUCAGGUGUCACUUUUUGCUUUAGAAGAGGCUCUUGAAGGGCGCACAAGACAAAUUCCCUAUGAUGCUAUAUUAGCUCUUGAUGUAGUAAUGCGACAUUUGCCAUCAAUGAUGUACACUCCAGUGGGCAGAUCAUUUUUCUCGUCACCUGAAGGGUACUACCAUCCUCUUGGAGGCGGCAGGGAAGUCUGGUUUGGUUUCCAUCAGUCAGUGAGGCCAAGCCAGUGGAAAAUGAUGUUGAAUAUUGAUGUAUCUGCAACUGCCUUCUACAAAGCACAGCCAGUCAUUGAAUUUAUGUGCGAAGUCCUGGAUAUUCGGGACAUUAAUGACCAAAGAAAACCAUUGACAGACUCGCAAAGAGUCAAAUUCACAAAAGAAAUCAAAGGGCUCAAGAUUGAAAUCACCCACUGUGGCACAAUGAAACGAAAAUACAGAGUGUGCAAUGUGACACGUAGACCCGCGCAAAUGCAAUCAUUUCCGCUACAGCUGGAUAAUGGGCAGACUGUGGAAUGUACGGUAGCUAAAUAUUUCUUGGACAAAUAUAAAAUGAAAUUGAGAUACCCACACUUGCCAUGCUUGCAAGUAGGUCAAGAGCACAAGCACACAUAUUUGCCUCUAGAGGUAUGCAACAUUGUACCUGGCCAGAGAUGUAUUAAGAAACUCACAGACAUGCAAACAUCGACUAUGAUCAAAGCUACAGCACGUUCGGCACCAGAUAGAGAACGCGAGAUCAACAAUUUGGUGCGUCGCGCGAACUUCAACACGGAUCUGUACGUGAAAGAGUUUGGGCUGACCAUUUCGAACAACAUGAUGGAGGUUCGAGGUCGCGUGCUGCCACCGCCCAAACUGCAAUACGGCGGCCGCGUCUCUUCUCUUGGCGGUCAACAAGCAUUGCCGAACCAGGGUGUAUGGGAUAUGCGUGGGAAACAAUUCUUCAUGGGAGUUGAGAUCCGUGUUUGGGCUAUCGCAUGUUUUGCGCCACAGAGGACUGUGAGAGAAGAUGCGCUUAAGAACUUCACGCAACAGCUUCAGAAGAUCUCGAACGACGCCGGCAUGCCAAUCAUUGGGCAACCGUGCUUCUGCAAGUACGCGACAGGCCCUGACCAGGUGGAGCCCAUGUUCAAGUACCUCAAGUCAACGUUCGUGCAGCUACAGCUUGUCGUCGUAGUGCUGCCUGGGAAGACGCCUGUUUACGCGGAAGUAAAACGCGUGGGCGACACCGUGCUCGGUAUGGCGACGCAGUGCGUGCAGGCCAAGAAUGUGAACAAAACGUCACCACAGACGCUGAGCAACCUGUGUCUCAAAAUCAACGUUAAACUUGGCGGUAUCAACUCUAUUCUCGUGCCCAGCUUGCGUCCUAAGGUAUUCAAUGAGCCGGUGAUAUUUCUGGGCGUGGAUGUGACACAUCCGCCGGCGGGUGACAACAAGAAGCCCUCAAUCGCGGCAGUCGUCGGCUCUAUGGACGCACACCCUUCACGUUACGCCGCUACUGUGCGUGUACAACAGCAUCGAGAUUGCGAUGUAUAUUCCAGGCAAGAGAUAGUUCACGAGAUGAGUAGCAUGGUGCAAGAACUGCUGAUAAUGUUCUACAAGAGCACGGGCGGGUUCAAGCCGCACCGUAUCAUCAUGUAUCGUGACGGCAUCUCCGAGGGCCAGUUCAUACACGUGCUGCAGCACGAGCUUACUGCAGUGCGUGAGGCUUGCAUUAAGUUGGAAGCGGAAUACAAGCCGGGAAUUACGUUCAUUGUGGUACAAAAGCGGCACCACACGCGGUUGUUCUGCGCCGAUAAGAAGGAGCAGUCGGGCAAGUCGGGUAACAUACCAGCGGGUACCACUGUCGAUCUCGGCAUUACACAUCCCACCGAGUUUGAUUUCUACCUCUGCAGCCACCAGGGCAUUCAGGGAACCUCGAGGCCAUCUCACUACCACGUGCUCUGGGACGACAAUCACUUCGGUUCGGACGAGCUGCAGUGCCUGACUUACCAGCUGUGCCACACGUACGUGCGAUGCACUCGGUCCGUGUCCAUCCCGGCACCGGCUUACUACGCGCAUCUCGUGGCCUUCCGUGCAAGAUACCACCUGGUGGAGAAGGAGCAUGACUCUGGGGAGGGAAGCCACCAAUCCGGCUGUAGCGAGGAUCGUACACCAGGCGCAAUGGCGCGCGCCAUUACAGUGCACGCAGUCACUAAAAAAGUAAUGUACUUCGCUUAAGCGAUUGUGGCAUUCCAAGAUCGAUUGUAUUUAUCUAGAGGCGACAUCUAUCGACACGAACAUUAUUUAAUUACGCUUAGUUCCGCGCAGUUUAUGCUUAAAAAGAGCCUCUCAGAUUUUAGUUUGCAUUAAUAAAAACUUUACCUUAAACUUACACUUCGCAGACUCAAUUGCCCAAAGACAAAUAUAUCGGAAUGAAAUAAAAUAAAUAUAUUUUUAAAUGUAUUUCUUUGCUGCUUUUCGUGUAAGGGUAAAGUUUUAAUAUAUUGUAGAACUUGUUAGAUCGGUCUCGUAAUGUACAACAGAUCUCUAGCUAAAUUAUAUCGUAUUCGUAACCAUAUCCGCCUGUCACGUAAGGUAUAAAUAAAGGCAUGGCAUAAAGUGUGCAGCACAAAGAGCAGCUUUCUAUUGCCCGUACGAAUAUUUCGAUUACUUUGAAAGUGGAGUGAAAUAAUCUAAGCCUCUAUAACUCCGUUUUUACUGUAAUCAGCUGCUAAAUCGAAAGUCAGUUAGGCAUUAGAAUUACAUUUCGAGCUAUGAAAAUGAGGUCUAUUGCUAGGGCCAAUAUGGUUACGAAAAUAAAAAUUCAUAUUUACAAUGCGAAUCGCAAAAGAUCAAGACAAUCAUACUUUAAUAUAGUGUAUUUUAUUGUUUCUUUAUAAUGUAUUGAAGUUAUAAAUUCUGACUACCAAAAUAAAAAUCGUGAUAAAGCUUUAAAAAUGACCACUUUAAUAAAAUGUACGAAGUCCUUCAAAUUCUUCGGUUUUUAUUUUUAAAGUCAGUUUUUUGUGGUUUUUAAGUGUCACGUUUAUCAUAUCUUGACUAAUUUACAGAGAAUGUUCAAAAACGAAUCUAUCAGACCAGUGCUUAAUUAAAUGUUCAUAGGUGUCUCAGAUUAGAAUUGAUUUAAAUCUUUGUCCAAUUGUUAAGAUGUUGUAAACGUAGUACAGUAGUUUUAUUUGUUACUUUAUGUAAUGUGACUCAAUGUUAUUCAGGGGUCGUUCGAGGUUUAAACAAAUGAAUUACAGCUACAUCUCAAUCUCCACAUGUAAAUAAAUAGUAAUAAACUGUGUAGUAAAAAUAAAGGCACACAUUUUCGUGGUAGUUGAGUAUGAAAUAAAGGUGAGUUUAUAUUUCACGAUGUUUUACAGGGUGAUUCUACUCAUCUAUACGAACAACUUUUACAUUGAAAACUCUCAAAAUUAGCGAAAAAAACAGUUGUUCCAUACUUUUUAUUUUUUCACUCGGUAUCGUUAUCGUUAAAUAAAAAACAUCCCUUCUAGACCAUAGCAUUAAAAGAUUCUUACUAAGAUUUGAGUAAUAUUUUUUAGAACGCUGAUUUACGACUCUAAAGUUAUUUACGACUCUUGUUCAACUAUGAUUGAUUGAGGGCCAGCCGAAUAUAAUCUGGCAAAGCCUUGAGCACCGUCGAAAAAAAGCCAACCUUGCGGGCGAAGAUAUAGUAUCGAAAGUGAAUACUACGCAUGUAAUAUUCCUGAAUUCUCGAGUUGCACUAUUGGGAUCUAGUGUGUACUGAAUAUAGAAUCCUUUGCGAGUACAAUCACGAUGCGCAUCGUAACGACGAAGCUCUACGUAUUCUCAACAAAGAGUUUUUAGUUUCUCGUGUUUAUAAUUUAACCCUAAAAUGGCCAUCGCCCAUUGCUAAAAAUAAAAUUUCUCAGCUUGCAAAUGAGAAAAAUAAAUAAGUGUGCAUCUUCACAUUUCUACGUUUUCUACAGACCCCCUCCCCUUUGUCGUCUUGACAAAUGUUUCGCUUUAAUUAUUUGUUAUUGUUAUUUACUACGUAAUAUCGUAGAUUUUCGUUAUACUACUCUGACAAUAUAACCGCCCACUUAAGAAAUUAGUUUUAGUGUGGACAAUGAACUUUUAAAUUAACUUAAUAAAUUUUAAAUUUUAAUUUAGAGUUUAUAAACCAAAAAUCAUCCAGGUGUUAUUCCACCUGUAUUUACCUCGGCGUCAGUCUAAAUAUUCAGUGUUCAAUGAUUUUUUUAUAAGAAUAUCGAUUCUAUGGGAUUCAAUAUAGAUUUUAAGUAGUUAACUGUGUUUGUUGUGGUAACGGCAUCUGCUAACUUUUGUUUUUAUAGUUGAGUGAAAUUUUAGACCUUUACUAUAAACGAUAUUCAUAAUAGCAUAUGAACGGUUAGUACAUUUCUUUCACAAAACAAUUUCACACACACUUAGUUUACAUAAUUACAAUAUUUAAGAAACUUUAAAAUACCUUUAAACUUUCAGCGUGUAUUGAUCUAUCUAUUUAUAGUGUGCCGAUACACAUUAGGGUGAUCAAAUUAAAGUAGGAAUACAAAGUUAACAUAAAUUAUUUACGUAUGCCAUUAUGUAAUAUGAGUCAGGGCGUUAUAAUUUUGGUUGCUGUUUACUUUCGUAUCACUGUGCUAUGUCUUGUUACUUAAAUACUUUAUCUGCCAAAUUCCCUUUGAACGGGACUUAUAUUGCGCGUCAUAACUUAGGUAUAGGCAUAAACAUAAUAUAAGUUAUUAUUUUAAAUAUAAUUAAUUAUGAAUCUAAACAAGGGAAACGGAAGUUCUUAGAUUUAAGUCCGUAAAAUCCUUUAAUCCAAAAGCAUGUAUUUUGAAUAAGCAAAUAUAAAUUGUGUAUCAAUAAUUAAUCGAAUAUUUUUCAAAACUAAUACUUUUGUUGUAAACGUGAAAUUCAAUAAUCUGUAUUGAGUGAAUGAUAAACAUCAAUUCUGUAGGUGAAAGGGAAAAAGACGUUAAGAGUUUAUAUAUUUUUACUAACAUUGUUUUAGAAAGCCUUUGUGGCAUUUAGGAAUCACGCAAUGGUAAAAUACAUCAUGUCCUAUCGUUGUUUUUUUUAUUUAAUAUAUUUU